Molecule: messenger RNA, 6531 nt
Organism: Drosophila eugracilis
Lineage: Eukaryota; Metazoa; Arthropoda; Insecta; Diptera; Drosophilidae
Gene: Hel89B
Product: TATA-binding protein-associated factor 172
Exons: 7
Coding region: 620-6406 (1928 amino acids)
Molecular function (GO): ATP binding; ATP-dependent chromatin remodeler activity; TBP-class protein binding
Source: RefSeq, a predicted model, not a curated record
CCCGCUCGCGCCGCCUAAAAACCGUAUGCACCAUGAUAGUCAGGCCGCACAUAUAAAUGCGACUCCAUCGCGCUAACAUGGCUGCUGGGAAUCGAAAACUUAGAAAUAUUGUGCGGUCGGAGUGUGUUUGCAUCAGCGUGAAGCCCAGUGUUAAGUUAAAACAUUGACUGCCCACGCCCACGAUCGACAAUUGCCGCAUUUUACCGUAAUUCGCCACACCGGGGUCUCCUAUGAGUGUGUUCGCCGCGUGUGCCAGUGUGCGUGAAAAAGAAAAAUUCAAUGGUGCGUGAGUGGGAAGGCGAUUGGAUUGAUUUGUGACGCUGCUGACUGCCCCCUUCCCUUGGCCAAAACACACAUACACACAUACUCAUACGCACGGCCAUAGUAACGCAGCAUCGAUUGUACAGUUUUAGAGCAAACAAUUCAAUUAGAAAAUGCAGAGCGCAUGAGUUGAAUUGUGAGUGGGCACCCCGCAAAAGCUGACUGCUGCCGCAUCGCGAAGGAGAGAGUAGUGGCGAAGAGGAAGAAAGAGCAACCAUUGCCAAAGAUUAGUUACUUAGAGUAGUACGAUUUUAUAGAUCGACGGAUCACAAAGAGUAUCACAAAUUACCAUUGUAUAAUGACAUCUAGACUUGACCGACUUUUUAUUCUACUUGAGACCGGGUCUACAGCUGCCACUCGCCAAACUGCCGCCAAACAGAUCGGUGAGGUCCAGAAGCUCUAUCCACAUGAACUCCAUGCCCUGCUAAAUCGUCUGGUGGGUUACCUGCACAGUACGUCUUGGGAGACAAGGAUAGCAGCGGCGCAGACUGUUGAGGCCAUACUGAAGCAAGUACCGCCUUGGCAGCCGGAACUGCAGGUGAUACCCAAGAAGGAGCGCUCUGGAAGUGAUGCUGCCACAGCUGCAGCUGCAGCUGAAGAGGAUAGCUGCCAGUCAAGUGGGUCCAACUCAACGACGGCCAGCGAACGAUUGCUUAGCUUUGAUGAGUUUGAUCUGCAGCAGAUCCUGCAUAAAGGCGCCCGCCUCAUCGGCUCAGAAGGCAAUGAGUUCGAUGUACAGGAGGAACAGCCAGCUAGUGGCGGAGGGGACGAGGAGAGAAGUCUCGCCAGCCGCCUUAGUCGACAACGGGCAGUGCUCAACGACAAAUUGGGCUUGACCACGGCCGCCAAACUCGGCGUAAAUCUUACCGAUAUGAUAACCGACGAGGACGUUGCGCUUGCGAGGAGUGGGAGCAGUUAUAACAUUAACGCCGAAAAGCUUCCUGUGGAACACAUACUCAACAUAAAGCCAGCGGCGAACGGAUCUGGGCAGGCUCAACUAAGCUGCCGUGAGAUGAAUCGAGCAAAGCGAAAGGCCCGUCAAAACACAGUCGCCUCUGCAUCUGUAGUCACACCGACUUGCAGCCGCCGAAACUCCAAUAGCAACCACAGUACGGGCAGUAAUCACAGCAACAAUGGAACCUCGUCACUUACUUCACUGGAUGAGCCGGAAAAGAAGAAGCUGAAGGCAACGGAGCGGCAGGAAAUCUUUUACAGUUUGAAUGCGGCUGUGCCAGAUGCCACAGGCACUUGGGUGGAUGCCGUCUCCUGGCCAUUGGAGAACUUCUGCUCACGCCUUUUCAUCGAUCUCUUUCACGCCAAAUGGGAGGUGCGCCACGGAGCGGCGACAGCUCUAAGGGAACUGAUCAACCAGCAUGCCCAAGGAGCGGGAAAGGCGGUACAACAGAGUCGCGAACAGAUGGACGAAGCGCAUAGCCGCUGGCUGGAAGAUGCCGCGUUGCGCCUGCUCUGUGUACUUUGUCUGGACAGAUUCGGGGACUUUGUUUCGGAUCAGGUGGUGGCACCAGUGCGUGAAACCUGCGCUCAAGUGCUGGGUACCCUUGUCAAAGAGAUUCAGGCGUCCAAGGUGCAAAGAAUCGUGGACAUCCUGCUCCAGCUCAUUCAGCACAAAAACGAAUGGGAGGUGCGGCAUGGUGGACUACUUGGUCUAAAGUAUGUGUUUGUGGUGCGUGAGGAGCUCUUGCCCAUCUAUCUGCCGCAGUCAAUCUCAAACAUACUCAUCGGUCUUCUGGACUCGGUGGAUGAUGUCGGAGCAGUGGCUGCAUCUACCCUGAUUCCAGUGUCUUCCUGGCUUCCAAAGCUAUUAAAUCCAGCACAAGUGUCCUCCAUCGUAAAGAUGUUGUGGGACCUGCUUUUGGAUCAAGAUGAACUCACCUCUGCAUGUAACAGUUUCAUGGGAUUGCUGGCGGCCAUUUUAUGUUUGCCAAAAGCCGCUAGCUGGGUGGAGAUGGAGCCAAUGGCCAAUCUGGUGCCGCGACUGUGGCCUUUCCUUUCUCACAGCACCAGUUCAGUGCGUAGAUCAACGCUAAAGACACUGAUUACACUAACAAGUGCGGAUAAGGUGAAAUCGGAGCCCAAAGAUGAGGAUCAAGUUAAAGAGGAAAAGAAUGAGCAGAUGAAACUUAACUUUGGAGUUAGUGACUGGAAGUGGCAAUUGCUGCAGCAGGCGCUGCGCCACAUAUAUCAGCGUAUUCUAGUCGAGCCGCAGGCGGAUAUCCAAGCACUGGCUCGUCAGGUGUGGUCCAAUCUUAUCGAGCAUGCGGAUUUAGGUGCCCUCUUACAUGCUGCCUGUCCGUUUGUGUCCUCCUGGAUUUGCCUAUCAAUGCAGCCACCCAGGCUCGCUUUUGACGCGGCAGUGCUGAUCAGAGCCUGUGGAGACUCGAGUACACCAGGAAGCGCCUCGAGGAAACGAACGCCACGCAUAGGAGACGAUCUGGGCGGAGCUAUUCUAGCACACUCAAAUGCCUCACUUAAGCUUUAUUUGGGUGGUAGCGAGGCCACGCCACUAGAACUACGAGAGGCGAACUUUAUGCGAGCUCGGAUCUGUUCGUCGCGUGCGCUUGGAGCGCUCUCACAUUACCUGGUGCAGCCAGCUCCGGGAGUCGUGUACACCCCGCAAACAGAGAGCCCCACGGAAUGUUAUACGAAAGUCCUGUUGGGCCAUCUAAAUGCCCACUCUGCCGUCCAGAGAAUCGUGUGUGGGUUGAUAAUUGCAUUUUGGGCUCUGGAAGAUGAGCCAGUGCGUCCGGGACCGCCCAAUCUGCAGGAAAAGUUACACCAGUGUGUGAGCGAGUACGUCUAUUACGAUGAGGUGGCCAUCUCGCUGACCCGACUACUGCAAGAAGCACAAGAUUUCAUCGCUACACUAAAGCAAAACAAAAUACCGAUUAACGACUUCAAUAACGCCAAGAUUCUCACCCUGGAUCAAAUUGAAGCGGUGGCCACUACGUUGAGCGAAAAUCUGCGUAUUUAUCCCCUCAAACCAAAGCUUUUAGACAUGCUGGAGGAGCGGCGACGUAGCCUUCAGGCAUCCUACCAGCAGACAACCAGCGAGCAAAGCGCCUACCAUGUUAGUGCCCAGGCAGCACUUGCUGGCGCCAUAUGCGCUCUGCACUGCCUGCCCGAGAAGUUGAAUCCGGUGGUUAAGCCUUUGAUGGAGUCCAUUAAGCGGGAGCAGUGCCUCCAAUUGCAGCAGCUGUCUGCCGAGUUCCUGGUCCAUCUUAUGGAUCAGGUCUGUGAUAGAAACCCUAGUCCAAAUAGCAAGAUCCUGAACAAUCUUUGUACGUUGCUGAGAAGCGACCCAGAGUACACACCCAAACUGGUUAAGCCACUCCAGACUCUUAAGCAGACACCACCAUCGUCUGAAGUCACUAACAGUUGUGUUUACUACGGCAUCCUAACACUCGCACUUCAACAGGCAGUGCAACCUACUAACACCCGAAGCGGUGGAGGAGUAGCUGUAGCCGGAGCGGGAGCAAUAACUCCCACAAUAACUACACCUAGUCGUGGGCCUGGACGACCGCCAGCUGGUGAAAUCUUAAUUUCACCUGCCACUUCUGCUCACGUUGAGCUAAAGGCACAGCAAGCAAAAGAGGCGGAGGCGAAGCAAUGUCGCAUACAGAGACUAGGAGCAGCAUGUGCCAUAGAGAAACUGUGCAGCACUUUCAAAGAACACAUCGUGGACAAGGUGGCUGUUUUCCAGCAACUGAUGUUUGGCAAGGUUGAGCAGUUCGUAAAGGAAACGUUUGAUUGGCAAUUGGGAUGCGUCCUGCCAGAUUUAGGGGCAUGCAAUGAGCUUAUUAGUUCUCUGCAACUGAUAGAGACAGCCGCCCCUCAUCUUCAUGCUGCACUACAUCCACAAAUGUUCGGCCUGCUGCCACACCUUGGCUUCAUCGUUUGUCAUCCUCUUAAGGCAGUUCGUCACAUGGCCGCCCGCUGCAUUGCCGUUUUGGCCGAGAUCGAUGCCUGCCAGACUAUGCAGUUUGUGGUACACGAUUUGUUACCGCUACUUGGGAAAAUUGAGCAGCUUAUAGAGCGUCAAGGAGCAGUGGAAGCUAUUGAACGAGUAGUUAGCCGCUUGCAAAUCAAAGUUGUGCCCUACAUCGUGCUGUUAGUAGUGCCUCUUUUAGGAGCGAUGAGCGAUCCGGACGAAUCUGUACGACUGCUCUCCACCCACUGUUUUGCCAAUCUCAUUCAGCUAAUGCCACUGGACGGAAAGGCGGAGCAACUGAAGAGCGAGCCGCUGCAGGCGCGCAAGACUCGAGACCGCGAAUUCCUGGACUACCUUUUUAACCCAAAGAGCAUUCCCAAUUACCAGGUGCCGGUACCAAUAAGUGUAGAUCUACGCUGCUACCAACAAGCCGGCAUCAACUGGCUGUGGUUCCUGAACAAGUACAAUCUCCACGGCAUCCUCUGCGACGACAUGGGUUUGGGAAAAACCCUACAAACCAUUUGUAUCCUUGCCGGAGACCAUAUGCACCGACAAUCAGCCAAUUUGUCCAAUCUGCCUAGUCUUGUCAUUUGCCCGCCAACUCUGACUGGUCAUUGGGUGUACGAGGUAGAGAAAUUCCUCGAUCAAGGAUCCGUUUUGCGUCCUCUGCACUACUAUGGAUUCCCCGUGGGAAGGGAGAAACUAAGAAGUGAAAUUGGAACGAGCUGCAACUUGGUGGUUGCCUCCUACGACACUGUACGCAAGGACAUAGACUUCUUUAGCGGCAUACACUUUAACUAUUGCGUCUUAGACGAGGGACAUAUCAUUAAGAACGGCAAGACAAAGAGCUCUAAGGCCAUCAAGCGACUGAAAGCCAACCACAGACUGAUUCUGUCCGGCACGCCCAUCCAAAACAAUGUGCUGGAGUUGUGGUCCUUGUUUGACUUCCUUAUGCCAGGUUUCUUAGGAACCGAAAAGCAGUUUGUGCAACGCUUCUCCCGCCCCAUCCUGGCUUCUAGGGAUGCAAAGAGUUCGGCAAAGGAACAAGAAGCCGGUGUGCUAGCCAUGGAAGCUCUGCAUCGCCAAGUCCUGCCCUUCCUGUUGCGCCGCGUUAAGGAGGAUGUGCUGAAAGACUUGCCGCCUAAGAUUACCCAGGAUCUUCUUUGUGAACUGAGUCCGCUCCAGCUUCGCCUCUACGAAGACUUUAGCAAUAAGCACCUGAAAGACUGUUUGGACAAGCUGGGCGACUCGUCGACGCCAGCCAUAGUGACGGAGAAUCUCAGCGCCAAGACGCACAUUUUCCAAGCACUUCGCUACCUGCAGAACGUGUGCAACCAUCCCAAGCUGGUUCUGCGUCAGUCCGAGGAGCUCACUAAGGUGGCCAGUCAGUUGGCGCUCUCGAACAGCUCAUUGGACGACAUUGAGCAUUCGGCUAAGCUGCCGGCACUGAAGCAACUUCUCCUAGACUGCGGCAUUGGUGUGCAGACUGAAUCGGUGAGCCAGCAUAGAGCACUGAUCUUUUGCCAACUGAAGGCAAUGCUGGACAUUGUAGAACACGAUUUACUCCGUCGACAUCUGCCCAGUGUAACAUAUCUGCGGCUAGAUGGCAGUGUGCCCGCUUCCCAGCGCCAGGAUAUAGUCAACAACUUUAACAGCGAUCCCAGCAUCGAUGUGUUGCUGCUAACUACUUUGGUUGGUGGUCUUGGUCUCAAUUUAACUGGUGCUGAUACUGUCAUCUUUGUGGAGCACGAUUGGAACCCUAUGAAGGAUCUGCAGGCUAUGGAUCGAGCCCAUCGAAUCGGUCAGAAGAAAGUGGUUAAUGUUUACCGGCUGAUCACGCGCAACUCGCUGGAGGAAAAGAUCAUGGGUCUGCAGAAGUUCAAGAUACUCACCGCCAACACUGUGGUGAGCGCGGAAAAUGCAUCUCUUCAGACUAUGGGCACUUCGCAAAUCUUUGACCUUUUCAACGGAGGCAAAGAUCAGGGCGCAGUUUCUGGUUCAGCAGCGACAACCGGAGCAGCGUCGGGUGGCAUGUCCAUGAACACCAUAAUCGAAAACCUACCGGAACUGUGGUCUGAGAAUCAAUACGAGGAGGAAUACGAUCUUGGCAACUUUGUGCAGGCACUGAAAAAGUAGACUACUGCUUCCCACUCCAAGACUUCCAGUUUUAGGCUAAGUUGAAAAUUUCAAUUGCCCUCUGUUCCUUUAUAAUCGCAAAAAGAAGAGUUUAGAAAUUUAAAAUAAAAAAGUUAAAAAAUUAA